Microdochium trichocladiopsis is the source of this 1598-nucleotide messenger RNA. RefSeq names its product TPR domain-containing protein. Gene Ontology annotation, biological process: post-translational protein targeting to endoplasmic reticulum membrane. The record is from RefSeq and is a predicted model, not a curated record. Gene Ontology annotation, molecular function: molecular adaptor activity; protein binding. The coding region runs from base 165 to 1247 and encodes 360 amino acids. The transcript has a single exon. Lineage: Eukaryota; Fungi; Ascomycota; Sordariomycetes; Xylariales; Microdochiaceae. Gene Ontology annotation, cellular component: membrane; TRC complex.
GGGCGGUGGAGGUGGGGUCGCUGGUGAGGGGUCCUUUCUCAGAUGCGUGGUGAAGCACCUGACGAAAGAAUAAACACAGAGCGGCGUCCAGCAACAGUCCUUUGUCCUUCGCCAUCCUGCCCUCUCCCCCACAAGCCUCGACAGUCCUACGCAGACCACGCAACAUGUCGUCGUUAACAUCAAAGCAGCGCCUGGCUCUGGCCAUCUGCGACUUCCUCAACACGUCGGUCUCUGACGGCACUCUCCCUGUCGACGACAAGGACAACAUCGAGGUUGCCGUCAACUGCAUCGCCGAGUCUUUCAAGGUCGACCCCGCCGACACAGCGGCUGUCCAGAGCGCCAUCGGCAGCCAAAACCUCACCCAGAUCUAUGGCGUCUACGAGAAGCUCAAGACCACCGCCAAGCCUGCCGCUGGCUCGACAUCGUCAUCGUCGACCGCGGCUGCGCCGCCCACUACCGUGAGCGAGGAGGACAAGAAGAAGGCCGAGGGCCUCAAGGGCCAGGGCAACCGCGCGAUGAGCCAACAGGACUACCAGACCGCCAUCGACCUCUACUCGCAGGCGCUCGCGCUGCACCCCGGCAACGCCAUUUUCCUCUCGAACCGCGCGGCCGCGUACUCUGCGCUCAAGGACCACGAGUCGGCGCGCGCCGACGCCGAGGCGGCCGUCGACAUCGACCCCAAGUACACCAAGGCCUGGUCGCGGCUCGGACUCGCGCGCUUCGCGCUCGGCGACGCCAGGGGCGCCAUGGAGGCGUACCAGGCCGGCAUUGACAACGAGGGCAACGGCGGGUCCGAGGCCAUGAAGAAAGGCUACGAGACGGCCAAACGCCGCGUCGACGAGCUCGAGGCCGACAGCAGCAGUCCCACAUCGCCUGCGGCGCGCGGCAGCCCCGGAGCUGGCGCUGGUGGCAUGCCCGACCUGGGAAGCCUGGCGAGCAUGUUCGGUGGAGCUGGUGGGCCCGGCGGCGGUGCCGGCGGCAUGCCAGACCUGAGCAGCAUCAUGAGCAACCCCAUGUUUGCCAGCAUGGCGCAGAACCUCAUGUCGAACCCGGACAUGAUGAACAACCUGAUGAGCAACCCGCGGCUGCGGCAGAUGGCCGAGCAGUUCGGCAGCGGCGGCGGCAUGCCCGACAUGGCCAGCCUCAUGAACGACCCCAACAUUGCCGACAUGGCACGCAACUUCAUGGGCGGUGCUGGUGGCCCUGGUGCUGGUGCUGGUGGUGCUGGUCGGGGCGCGCCUCAGUAAGAUGGAAAAGGGUUUUGUUGCGCAGAAAGAGAGGCAAGACUUUUGGGCAAGGUUUCAUGAUACACAAAGCGGACAUCACGGAAGUUUAGAUGGCAGCGUCCAUUAGUUGUACUUGAAUCACCAUUGAAAUUCACUCCAGCACAUCCAGUUUUCCGUCUUGUACAUUGUGGUCUUGAUAAUUGCCAGUGAAAGCAUGCUUUGUGACCUGUCCGACAAUCAAUCAUGAAUAUGAAGCGCUUUGUCUGUCUCAACUUCCAGCUGCUCGACCUCCCAUCAGUGCUCCGUCACAUGCACUUCUGCGGUAUGCUUAGUCAUCAUUCUGGGAGAGCCCCUCGACAUGCUCCAUCCAAC